UCACUCGCUAAUAAUCGCAAUAAAUUGGAAAUUGGAAUCGAUAUCAUCGUCACUUCAAACAUUUACCUCUCUCGUUAUUCUCGAAAAGCUUUCCCAACCAAAAAGCAGAGAAAGAAAAGCAUCCAACAACGGAGAGAAUAAUGAGGCCAUCCAUCUUCAGAUCCAUCCACUCCGCCGUCUCCCGCAGCCGCUCUCAGCUACUCCGCCGUGGCUAUGCUACCGAACCGGUCCCAGAACGCAAGGUGGCCAUCCUUGGCGCUGCCGGCGGGAUCGGUCAGCCCCUCUCUCUUCUGAUGAAGCUCAACCCUCUCGUUUCCACCCUAUCUCUUUACGAUAUCGCUGGAACUCCCGGUGUUGCCGCUGAUGUUAGCCACAUCAACUCCAGAUCUGAGGUUUCUGGGUAUGCUGGUGAGGAAGAGCUCGGUAAAGCUUUGGAGGGUGCUGAUGUUGUUAUUAUUCCUGCUGGUGUGCCGAGAAAGCCUGGAAUGACUCGUGAUGAUCUUUUCAACAUUAAUGCUGGCAUUGUCAAGUCACUUGCCACUGCUAUUGCUAAGUACUGUCCCCAUGCCCUUGUUAACAUGAUAAGCAACCCUGUGAACUCCACAGUUCCCAUUGCUGCAGAGGUUUUCAAGAAGGCAGGGACAUAUGACGAAAAGAGAUUGUUUGGAGUUACAACCCUUGAUGUGGUUAGGGCAAAAACUUUCUAUGCUGGGAAAGCUAGAGUUCCAGUUGCCGAUGUCAAUGUACCUGUUAUAGGAGGCCAUGCAGGAGUUACUAUUCUCCCACUAUUUUCUCAGGCAACACCUUCCGCCAAUCUGGAUGCUGAUGUCAUUGAGGCUCUAACAAAGAGGACACAAGAUGGAGGAACAGAAGUCGUGACUGCCAAGGCUGGAAAGGGUUCUGCAACUUUGUCAAUGGCGUAUGCUGGAGCCAUAUUUGCUGAUGCUUGCCUCAAAGGUCUUAACGGAGUUCCAGAUGUUGUUGAGUGCUCAUAUGUGCAAUCCAAUAUCAUCAGUGAACUUCCUUUCUUUGCUUCCAAGGUGAGGAUUGGAAAGAAUGGUGUUGAGGAAAUUCUGGGCUUAGGCUCACUCUCAGAUUUCGAGCAAGAAGGUCUCGAAAAGCUCAAGUCUGAACUCAAAUCAUCUAUUGAAAAGGGAAUCAAAUUUGCCUCCCAGUAAUCAAACAUGUCAUACAUUUCCAGCAGGUUGCUGGUUUUUUCCUCCCAUUUAAAACCAAUCAAAUUUUGCAAAUUCUGAACCAUUGUUUGUAAUGCUGCCUGCAUAGGUGGUGGCUUUGUUGUUUUAAUUAUAGAGCAGGUAUACUUUUAGAUAAAUAAUUAAAUCUGUGAGAGCGGUUUAUAGCUCAGCAUGAAUUGAAGUUAAAACCAGUUUUAGAUUUUGGCGUUUCCAUUCAUAAUGGCCCUUCUUCACCAAUGUAUGGCCUUUCCAUUCAUUAUGUGCAAUUGAAGAGUGAUGCACCCUUUUUCUCUCA
Vicia villosa (hairy vetch) is the source of this 1491-nucleotide messenger RNA. Its product is annotated as malate dehydrogenase, mitochondrial. The transcript is spliced from 7 exons. The coding region runs from base 141 to 1178 and encodes 345 amino acids. The record is from RefSeq and is a predicted model, not a curated record. Gene Ontology annotation, biological process: tricarboxylic acid cycle; malate metabolic process. Gene Ontology annotation, cellular component: cytoplasm; mitochondrion. Lineage: Eukaryota; Viridiplantae; Streptophyta; Magnoliopsida; Fabales; Fabaceae. Gene Ontology annotation, molecular function: L-malate dehydrogenase (NAD+) activity.